AUGGCAGGCCUAUACACAAAAUCGGCCAUGGGCGCUCCCUUCUCUCUGGCCGCGGCCUUCCGAAGCCUUUCCAUCGCAGCACCCAAGCGCUCCUUCUCCACGACCCCGGCAAUCAAAUCAGUCCCGAAACUCCCUCCUACGGCCCCAGUCUACCCCUACGGAGAAAGCCAAUGGUACAAGCAGCAAGACACCGGUCUUUACGGAGGUGCCACAAUCCAAUUCGGUAACAAGAUCUCCAAAGGUCGCAACGAAGGCAAGACCCGACGAAGCUGGAAGCCCAACGUGCGCCGCAAGAAGAUCGAAAGCAAGGCACUGGGCGAGGAUCUCUUUAUUAAGGUCACCCGUCGUGCAUUGCGUUCAAUCAACAAUGCUGGCGGUCUCGACAAAUAUCUGAUCUCCGAUCGCCCAACUCGCAUCAAGGAAUUGGGUCCGUUCGGUUGGAACCUCCGAUACCAGGUCAUGAAUUCAAAAUACUACCAAAAGAAGUAUGAAGCGGAGCGCAAGAAGCUUGGUGUCCCCACGCCCCCCACCAUGGAUCAAUACAUGGCGAGCAAGCAGGCGGAAAUGGAGCAGAAGAUUCGUGACAUCGACCUGGACGCAUUGACUAAGCCUCGCCGCAUGAAGCCCCAGGGCAAGAAAUAUGCCACAAUGAACUAG
Penicillium olsonii is the source of this 657-nucleotide messenger RNA. NCBI's taxonomy places the organism in Eukaryota, Fungi, Ascomycota, Eurotiomycetes, Eurotiales, Aspergillaceae. The record is from the annotation of a GenBank genome assembly.